Ricinus communis (castor bean) is the source of this 1872-nucleotide messenger RNA. Its product is annotated as beta-amyrin 28-monooxygenase-like. Gene Ontology annotation, biological process: sterol metabolic process. The coding region runs from base 235 to 1683 and encodes 482 amino acids. The record is from RefSeq and is a predicted model, not a curated record. Gene Ontology annotation, molecular function: heme binding; oxidoreductase activity, acting on paired donors, with incorporation or reduction of molecular oxygen; monooxygenase activity. The transcript has 4 exons. NCBI's taxonomy places the organism in Eukaryota, Viridiplantae, Streptophyta, Magnoliopsida, Malpighiales, Euphorbiaceae.
UUAUCUCUGUCUUGGUGUUAUUUCUAAGAGUUUAUGAUAUAUAUGCAGAUAAAUAAAUAGUAAAAAGCAUUCCAUUCUGGUUCGAUCUUGAGAUAGACAAAUUAUUGUAGCGAAUAUAAAAAUAUGAUUACCACUGUCAUACAGGGUACGGUGUGUUUGAUCGUCCCAUCAAUUAAAAAGAUCAUAUCAAUAAUAAUAGUAACAAUAAAGAGUGGUGCUGCUUUAUCUUCUUAAAUGUACAGUAUGUUUCCAGUUUUAGCUUUGGUUUCUACCCUCUUUCUUAUUGCAUUUCAUUUCAUUAUCAAAACCCUAAAAGAGAGAUUAUUUGGUAGCCCUAAUCUUCCUCCAGGAAGUCUAGGAUGGCCACUUAUAGGAGAAACUCCAGCUUUUUUCCGUGCAGGUUCCGAAGCAAAACCAGAAAAGUUUAUCGGGGAAAGAAUGGAGAAAUACGAUUCAAGGGUCUUCAAGACAUCCCUACUAGGGAAACCCUUUGCUAUGGUCAGUGGAACAGCAGGGCAUAAAUUAUUGUUUAGCAAUGAGAACAAGUUGGUGAACCUGUGGUGGCCGGAGUCGGUGAGAAUGCUGUUCAAGUCAGCUUUGGUUAGUGUAGUUGGCGAUGAGGCGAAGAGGAUAAGGAAGAUGCUCAUGACAUUCCUUAGUCUUGAUGGCCUAAAGAAUUACACAGAGAGGAUAGACAUGGUUACCCAACAACACAUUAGAACUUACUGGGAAGGGAAAAAAGAGGUAACAGUGUAUUCAACUCUCGACUUUUAUACAUUCACACUAGCUUGUAACUUGUUUACAAGUAUCAAUGAUCCUGAGAAGCUAUCGAAGCUUGGGGCUCAUUUUGAUGUGUUUCUGAAAGGGAUAAUCUCCUUCUCAAUUAGCAUUCCUGGGACAAGAUUAUACAAAUCCAUGAAGGCUGCUAAUGCGAUUAGAGAAGAGCUUAAAAUGAUUGUUAGAGACAGGAAAGAAGCAUUAGAGAGGAAAAUGGCAUCACCUACACAAGACCUUCUGUCAUAUUUGCUUGUGAAUUCAGAUACUAAUGGAAGAUUCCUAUCUGAAAUGGAGAUUGUUGAUAUCAUCAUUCACUUGCUAUAUGCUGGUUAUGACACUUCCAAAUCUUCUUUAACAUCAAUCAUGAAGUACCUUGCGGAAAUGCCUGAUGUGUAUGCAAAAGUUUUACAAGAGCAACUUGAAAUAGCCAAUUCUGAGAAACUAGGAGAGUUUCUACAAUGGGAGGAUGUGCAAAAGAUGAGGUACUCAUGGAAUGUGAUCUGUGAAGUGCUCAGACUCUCUCCGCCUGUCAGCGGUGCUUACAGACGUGCCAUAGUGGAUUUUACCUAUGAAGGAUACACAAUUCCGAAAGGAUGGCAGCUGUUCACAAGCUUUGGCACGACACACAGAGAUCCAACUCUUUUUCCAAACCCAGAAAGAUUUGAUGCUUCAAGGUUUGAAGGAAAUGGGCCUCCCAGUUACUCAUAUAUUCCAUUUGGAGGGGGGCCAAGGAUGUGCAUUGGGUAUGAAUUUGCUCGCCUGGAAAUGCUGAUUUUCUUGCAUAAUAUUAUCAAGAGAUUCAAAUGGGACAUUCUCAUACCUGAUGAGCAGUUUGGAUAUAAUCCCCUGUUAGCACCAUCCCAAGGAUUUCCAGUUCGUCUUCGGCCACAUCACUCCCACCUCUAAUAUUUUAUGUUUGUUCAUUCAUGUUUAUAUGUAUAUGUAUAUAAAUAUGUUUGUUUCAAUUUCUAUAUGUUCUCUGUUACUUACAUUAUAACUAUUGAUGUGUCCAUAGUAUUUUAUGGACAAAAAAUAGAGGACAUUGAAGUCUUUAUGUUAUCUAAAUAAAAACAUGAUUUGUAAUUUAUAACUCCA